Molecule: messenger RNA, 6554 nt
Organism: Nasonia vitripennis (jewel wasp)
Lineage: Eukaryota; Metazoa; Arthropoda; Insecta; Hymenoptera; Pteromalidae
Product: tyrosine-protein kinase Drl
Exons: 9
Coding region: 683-2443 (586 amino acids)
Biological process (GO): positive regulation of kinase activity; cell surface receptor protein tyrosine kinase signaling pathway; protein phosphorylation
Cellular component (GO): signaling receptor complex
Molecular function (GO): ATP binding; protein tyrosine kinase activity
Source: RefSeq, a predicted model, not a curated record
GUCGCGCUCGGCCGUCCGACCGUCGGUGACGUCUGCGCUGCUCUAUAAAUCCAGGCGUUCAGUUCUACGAUAGCCACGUGAGCUCAGUCAUGAUAGAUGUGCUGUGAAGGAUUUCAUACGUAUAAGCCUCUCAGGCCUGAUAUGCCCCUUACGUGCUCGAUUCGCAGAUGCUCGAGAAGGGCCGAUUUAUCGGAGCGUUAAACUGUCAGGUGUCGAGUGCGCGUUCCGCCGGAGAAAUCGAUUCCGGGAUGGGGAAAAGGAUUCUGCCGGCGCGCACGUGCACCGCCGAUGUGCUUUUCCGUUUUAUGUAACCUCCUUCGGACGCGAGUUAUCGAUAACGAGUAAUCAAAAUAGAGAAUCAAAAGAGAGAAGUAGUGUCGUUUCUCGUGCCAGAGGAAUCGAACAAAAAGUGCCACUUCACAUAGCUGCAACGUAAGACUGAACUCGUGAAUCUAAAGAGCAAAACAUCAAAAGCAGCCGGAAGAAAGCUCUCCCGGCGAAGAAAUCAAAACAAAACGGCUUCCGCGCUCGCGCGCGCGCAAGCUCUCUACCGUGAAUACACGCGAUCAGCUGUGAAAGAACCUACUGCUGCUGUUGCUGCAGAGCUUAAGAGAAAAACUUGCGCGAGUUCUCAAUACACGAUCGUCUCGCCGCAAAGUUUCGGCCGACGAGCGAUGCGACAAUGCAGCUGCCCGGCAAAAGCUCGUCCUUAUCGCUGGCGAUGCUGCUGCUUCUCCUACUGUUCGCCGGCUGUGGCGAUGCUUACCUCGACCUCUUCAUCAGUCAAUCGCAAGUCAAGAAACUGCUCGGACUGGACGGCGAGCUAUUUUACGUGAGGGACGGCACCAUCAACACUUACGCGAUGAAUUUCGAGGUACCAGUUCUGGCUGUCAUCGACGAUCUGGAGUUCACCUGGCAGAGCCUCGUCGGACAACCGCUGGCCUACUCGAUGACGCUCGACUACGACAUGGGCGCGACGAACUACAACUCGGGCAUCAGGGCCCUACUGCCGCCGAAGAUCAACGUCUCUUCCCGGGGCUUCGUGCCGACGCAGCGGCAGGUGUUCGCCAUCAGGUUGCCCUGCUCGGGCCUCGAGAGCGCAGAGAUCAAGCUCGCGCUGAAGCUCAACGUCACGGCGCCGCCUGAGCCCAUGUACCGAGACACCAUCCUUGUUUUCAAGCGCAACAAGAUCUGCAUGAAGGGCAUCCGCACGCAAUCGAAGAACGACUCGGUGAAGCUGGAAGCCGGCCCGUUGACGAACGGAAACGGCGCUUUCUAUGUAGCGGCGACCUGCGCCUGUGCUCUUAUCUUGGUCGUCGUGAGCGUCGCGAGCGUCCUCUACAUACGCAACAGCAAACAGCGCAGCCAGCAUCCGAGGAAGAGCCUGACGUGCUGCAGCUACUCGGCAGCGGGUACCGGUGGUCUGGCCGGCAGUUCGGUGCUGGUCAAGGUGGAUAAUAGGCCUGGCAGCGCGAAUUCCGGCAGCUACGCCACGAUAGCGGACCUCGAGCCUCUCUACGCCAGGCCCUGCGGAUCCCGAGCAAGCUACUACGCCGCCAGCCACGUGACCCACUUGAGCCAGUCAACGGACCCCUGCGAGAAGGCUCGAGCAGUGGCAGUACCCAGGUCAGCGUUGCACUGUCGCAGUGUGAUACAGGAGGGGACUUUCGGCCGGGUGUACCGGGGAGGCUUGAGCCAGGCCGGACGCGAGCAGGAAGUCAUCAUAAAGACAGUUACAGACGUAGCCUCAGCGUAUCAGGCAUCGCUUCUGGUAGUGGAAGGCUCGCAGCUGGCCGGCCUGGUACACGGUAACAUUGCCACGUUGGCCGCAGCCUGCCUCGAGGGCACCUGUCCGAUGCUCGCUUACGCCUGUUCGCCCAGCGAUCUCAAUCUGAAAACCUACCUUACCGACGGCAGUCAUCAUCCGGUGACGCGCGAUCUCGUUAACAUUGCCGUACAGGUGGCGAGAGCAGGUGCUUUUCUCCACGGCAGAGGCAUUUUGCACAGAGACAUAGCAACGCGCAACUGUCUGGUAGACACGAGUACGUUGAGAACGCGAUUGGCCGACGCAGCGCUAUCGCGCGAUCUCUUCCCCCAGGAUUAUCACUGCCUGGGUGACAACGAGAACCGAGCCAUAGGCUGGAUGGCUUUGGAGACGUUGCAGCACGGACAGUACAGCACAGCCAGCGACGCGUGGUCGUUCGGCGUGUUCCUCUGGGAGCUUGCGACGAUGGGUCAGCAGCCCUACCUAGAAGUCGACCCGUUCGAGCUGACGGUGUUCCUGCGCGACGGCUACCGGCUCUCGCAGCCUCGGCCCUGUCCCGACGAGCUUUUCGCAGUGAUGGCUGUCUGCUGGCUGGGCCCGUCUCGAGACAGACCCACGAUGCCCCAGUUGCUCGCCUAUCUCCAGGAGUUCCACGACGCGCUCGGCGGCUUUAUCUGAACGCGAAACGCGACGCUUGCGAAAAUCGAUAGGGCUACGCUGUAGGUGUGUUGUGCGAAUGGGGUGUAUACGUAAGUACGCUGUGAGUGUUUUCCGCGCGGAACUUUUUGUACUUUUCAAGCGAAGCAGCUGAUAGCGAUGUACGGGCGUCUCGUAUCGUUUGGCUAUACGACGGUGGGAAAAGUUUCGACUUGCAGUGCUUUUCGUUCCUAAGAAUCUUGCGUAAUUGACGGCAUUGUCAUUUGCGGUUUUUUGCGCGCGCGCGCGCACGCGCAAUGUGUAUAAUAUGAUGCGUCACCUAGCUGCGUAUUACGAAUAGCGGCGCGGGGAUAAUAAAGUAUCCGAGUUUUUUUUCCCCGAGACUUUUCCCGACUGCCAUGCACAGCUAAAUAGCUUCAGCUUCGACUACACGCGACUGUGGUAGUUUCCUAGAUUUUCACAUUUUCCAAGCUGAUUCAGCGCUGUAAAAACUAGCUUGCGUAAGACCUCCAUCUCCCAUCUGAAUUUAUCGGAAAAAACUUUUCAAAAAACUUCUCGUGAAUUUUGCCUCCCGUAUUGUACGCAGACGAGGUACCCGAAUCAAAGCCGCUUUCAGCUGGUUGCGCAAGAGAAGCAGCAUAAACAGACGUACUCCGAGCAGUCAAAAUAAGUGAAAAAAAUCUUCCUGUCCAGCGCGCGUGUAAGUAACAUGAAUCGUCUCGGUCGCGAAAUAAAAAAAGUAUUUCGUGCAAUGUAAAGCGUCAAAGGCGCUGCUUCGCGAGGAACUUCGUUCAAAGCUCGCGAAGCCGCUUACGUCCGUCUGUUUUACUCUUCUCUGCAGCGCGAAUCCUGUGGCGAAUCAAGUUUCCUCGUCUGCAGCGAUCCGCUUUUACGCGCGAACGGACUGCGAGCGCGCCGACGCCUGUAAGUAGGCUGCUUAGGAGAGCGAUUGUGUCGGCGGGUGUUGCCGGGAACGUAGGCGCUAGCUGUCGCUCGUGUAUAGUGUAAGUGAUACAUUAUUAAGAGCUGUGUUGCUCGCGAGAAUGGAGUCCAGUCCUGAAAAGAACCGAAGACUCGGAUCCUUUUUUCGAACGGCUUGUUUGGAGCUUAUAGGAAACGUAAAUUAUUCAACUUGAAUUGCGGAAAGAUUGGAUUUGAUUAUACUCAUUAAACUGACUAUUGUAAAUAACGCACUGCUGCAAGAAAACCGACUGACGGUUAUACGGACAGUAUAUUUUCAGAUUCGAUUCAUAUUCAUGAGUAUUCGAUGAAGAGGGUUGUUUGAAACUCGGUUACCGAUUGCGAUUCGAUUCUUGAGAAUUUUUAGGCAUAAAUCAUGCGAAGCUGCGCGCUCGAACGAAAAGUUACGUUAUUAGUUUUUUCCGAGAAGUUUUUCAUUGUCUAUACCGACGGACGAUCGAUUCUAGUCUGAAAAAGUGAGAAAUCGUAUAAGGAAGCAAAACUGUAAACAUAGAAUAAAGAGAAAAUGAAAACGUGAUCUCUCGCGCCGCGGAUUUGAAGAAAAGCGAAAAGGAGAGAAGCUUUUAUAUGCUUAUCGCAAGCACUCGAUCCGCGUUGCGUCUUUCUCUCGGAUCGCGCUGUCGAUUCCCGGACAUUAUAUAUCUCUCAAUGUCGCAUGUUUUUCGUGUUAUAACUUUAUCGCAAACUCUGAAUCCUCUCCUCUUGGCGUUUUCCUAUUCUUUGAAUAUCAAAAGGUGUAAAAAGUCUAUUCUAUGCGAAUACGUAUUUUUUAUGUGUUAUUCUAGUCGUUGCUACACGAGAUAAUGAUUGUAUCAAGACUGAUUCUUACUUUAAAACACAGUAGCAAUGACGAAUAAAAGCUGAGAAAACGCCUCAUUUGCCGCAAAAAAAACGUCGUCCAUUGUACGAAUAUGAACUGACCCAAAUAUCACGAAAGUGUACAGUAGCGCUUUCAACAUACACCGAGACCUAAAAAAAUUGUCAUUGACCGAUACGCGAGGCUGAGGCGCUUUUCCGCGUUCGGGGUCUACCACACUAUUAUGUAUCAUACAUUUUCCAUCUAUACGUGUGCCCUUAAUUCUCAGCUCUCGAAUGAGAGGCUAAUGCGACAAAGGCCACUAUUUUUCCUACGUGUUUUUUCGCAAGCUUGUAUACUCUUUCUUGUACGAAAUGAAAAUAAUACGCGGCCUUGCGCUUCGCGAUUGUGAUAUUUUCUCUCUCGCUCUGACAGUUCUAAAGUGAAAUCCACACAAUCAGAGGUAGAUAAUUCGAAAUUGAUUUUACUUUGGCUUCUGUUGAAAGGGUCUGUUGAUCUCGACCAUUCGUUCAUGAUUGUAAUAACGGUGAAAGCUCGCUGUAAAACAUUGAGAGAGUAGACGCGAUAUAACUUGAUGACUAUCAUUCGUCCCGUUGUGUUCCAAGUAUACACACGAGCUUGGAAUAGUGGCGGCACGCGUUGAAAGUAAAAUUACGUAAAAGUAAAAAGGAUAUCUCCUCGAAAUGCGACGGUAGAGAGAAUUUCUCACGAGUCGACCGAUGCGCGCGUUUCGAGUCGAAUUUUUUGUUUUAAGACGAGCAUGAGUUAAUUUAAGGGGAAAUUUGAAUGCGCUAUUAUUAUCGACGAACUCUACGUGCAGUUUGUUUGAUUAUUGUAUAUGUAUGCUUUUGCGAAACUAAAUUAGUUCACUCUACAAUAAGUAUUAUCGACGUAGCCAUUAAGUAUAUUAGGAAAAGACUAUGUUAAAUUGUCGACGGAAUUAAAAUUAAAUCAAAAGUACUGAGAAACCAAUCGCGCACCGUCGUUCCGCGAUACUGAAUCGUAUAAUAAUACUUGGAAAGUAAAUUUUUGCUAUAUAAUCUAUCCUGCACUCGCGCUCGUACAAUUUACAAAUUUCUAUACGCAAGCGCACGUCUCCUCGGCGUCAGAACUAACGAUAUUAUUAAUCGUCGUCAGUGUAUAAAAUGCUAACCCUAGCUGCUACUUUCUCUAUUGUCUAUCUCUUUCUCUCUUUCUAUUUAUAAGUGUUUUCCGCUAACUGGAGGAACAGGGUAGACUAGAGCUACGCGCGCGCUCACUCGCUCGUUUCCUUUUUUCUCGCGCAGCUUAAUGUGCAUCUGUGUGUGCGGAGCGACUGUAUACUCUGUACGUUAUCAUGUAUUACGCAGGCGUAAAGCCGAAGACUCUGCGCGUGGAAACACAACGUCUGAAACACUGUAUACCCGGAGUGAUUGGCGACGAGCGUCGUGCUUAUAUGCUAAUCGUUUGUGUACAUUGAUGCUCCGGAAGAGUAUAGUCUUCGAAAAGAUAUCAGCGAAUUUUCCACCUUUUCUAUACGUCAACGCAAAAACUUUCGUACUCACAGCAGCAGCAACAGCAAGACAAAAGGCGGCGCUGCACAAUGCACCGCCGAUUUCCCGAGUCGCGCAUUGCGCAACGCGUAUGUACACAGGAAUUUCGCGCCUCGCGGCAAGAAACAAAAAAGGAACGGGGAGGAGGAAAAUAUCGCGUACUCGCUCGAUUCUUGCGGCGAUGUAAACUGAAAAUGUUAUACGCGCGUCAAAGUGCGCUAUAUGCAUCAUUAUGCAUACACCGAAUGUAAAUAGAAUGUCGUCCCUAUCGUCGGCCGGCGAAUUCAAUAUACGUACUUACAAUUAUACGAUAAAAAAGAAGAAGAAGAAGAACUGAAGCGAAUAAUUCAUUCGUCGAAUCGUUAAACAGUUAUUGCGUUAUCCGCAUUGUAUCCUCAUCUCUUUCUCUCGACGUACAUCUUUUGUAACCGCGCGUGCGCGCACGUGAUGCGAAUUAUAUAUAUAUAUAUAUAUAUACACACACACACACGUGCAGCAAGUCGUGUGCGUGUGAGUAUGUAUCCGAUGCGAGCGACACACGCACACGUGUAUUAUUGUACAUGUAUUGGCAGUGUUUAUUUUUUAAAACGGAAAAUAUUGGAUAUAUUAUAUAUUAUAUGCGAGGCUGAAUUAUGCGGACGAUAAACCAAAAAGAGAAGGGUUAUAUACACGUAUGUAUUGUAAAAGAAUUAAGUGAUGCGUGUGUUGUAAUGGAAAUAAAACUAUAUGGUAUAAUAAUGAAGGACGCGAACGAUCAAGCGUGGAGCGAAAAUAAAAGACGUAAACGAAAAAAACAAAUCAA